CGCGAUAGUGUUGUGUUGUGUGCUUGUGUCUGUCCGUCUGUGUGUAACAACUAACGUGAUCUCAGGAUUUAAACAUUUUUCAAGUGGGAUGGUGUGUGGGCGGGGGCGCCAUGUCGGCGGUGAUGAGCACCCUGUCCAUGAUCAGCGGCGGCCGACGGGCGCACCGCAAACUCGCCAGUUCCCGUAAGUCCGGGCAGUACUCGGACGUCGGCGAGGACCGAAGUCGCAGUCAGAAUGACCUCAAGCAGCGCUCCUCCUCACUCCAAACCCUGGAGACGGGCGGGGUCGUCAACCUCGACAACUUGGAGGCGAAGAUGGCCAGCAUCGAAGUGUCGCUCGCUGGUGCGCGGCGGCGCAGCGCGGGCGCGAGAGACGCUACGCGCGAGUUGGAUGCUUUACGCGGCGCGCUGGUUGACAAGGACGCUAUAAUACAGAACCUCAAGAAGCAGCUGAGCGCCUCCUUAUCGGCAGCGCGUCUCGCAGCCGCCACCUCCCCGCCGCGGCAGGAUGCCCCUUCUCUCACUGCUGAGGAACGCCAGGCUCUGGAGGAGCGAGCUGCCGCCGUCCGAACAGAGCUGGACACCAGGAGGGCCAACAUACAGGAACUGAAGCGGCGACUGGAGAAGACGCAUGUCACUGAGAACAUAGACACGCGCAUCGAGCAGGCGGAGCUGCAGUACCAGGUGGGUCGCGAGGAGCUGGAGCUGCUGACUCUGGCGGAGCAGGCGCGGGGGCUGGCCCACCUGCUGCAGGCCGACGCCGCAGCCCGCGCCCGCAGCCCCGCGCUAUACAGCACGGUGCGUGAUUGCGGCGGCAGUGCACUGGUGGUGGCGGCGGAGGCGCGCGACGGCGGCUGGAGCACCAGCGCCCGCGGCAACACCAUGCUCGUGGACUGGGCCGACAACCCGCACAUUAAAGCCGGAGACAGGAUAAUAGAAGUGAACGGCGUGUCGACGCUGGGCUGCAGCACGGAGGAGUUCCGGCGCGCGGCGGCGAGCGCAGCGCCCGCGCGGCUCGUGCUGCUACGACCGCAUGCGCACGCGCACCUCACACAGAGUGAAGCGGCGUCGCUACGGACGGAGUUGGGCUCGCUGCGGCUGGCGGCGGACGAUGCGGAGCGCGCCAAGGACGACCUACGCGCCGACAACACGCGCCUCACGCACCGCAUCUCCUACCUCGAGGACCAGGUCGCCGAGCUGCUCUCCAGGCAUACGCAGCUCCACUCCGUGAGCAGCUCCGACAGCAGCUGUAUAACAGUCAACAAAACCAAAAGAAACGUGACCAACAUCAACAUCACGACGGACUCGGCCGGCGGCGCCAAGGCCAGCCCCAAGUCCGAGAUCCAGGUGUUCCAGAAGGGCCCCGACAUCACGGCCAUCGUCGCCAAGCUGCCCGGCCUGGACGGGCCCGAGAGCAACCUGCCCGUCAUGAGGCCGCGCUCCAACGCGUCCGGCGCCUCGUCCAAGAUGGCGGCGUCCCCCCGCGCCUCCCCGCCGCCGCACCGCGCGCACAGCUCGCACGGCUCCGAACCCCGGGCCUCGAGAAUGCGCCCCUCCCUCUCCCAUCACUGCAUCGGCGCCGUCGACUACGGCGCGGAGACCGACGCCGCCAUCCGCAUGAUCGAGCGCAACCAGCGCCACAUGGAGAAGCAGCGGCUCAAGAACGAGCGGUUCGCCCGGCCGAGGACGGAGGAGCACCGCCGCUCCGCUGGUGACCUCGACGCCCGGGAGCCCCCCGCCGGCGCCGACGUGAAGCGGGCGGCGGACCGGAUAGAGGAGAGCAUAAAGAAGACCAACUGGGCCGAGCGGAAGACGCUCUCGAUCAUCGAGCAGCUGAAGCGAUCACAACGCCUGCGCAAGCUGAAGAAGAACGAGAGCGCCGAGGACAUCCAGGUGGAGACGGACCGGAGCUACGCGUACAGCCGGAUAGACGGGAAGGUCAUAGAGAACGCGCACAAAUCGAGCCGGCGCUCGUCCAAGCUGUACACGCGGAGCGCCCGAUCCUCGGAAAUAGAGUCGGAGUCGGAUUUUCCGAACGGGGACAUCUACAGCAGCUCGCCGCGCCUCGACUACGGCUCGGAGACGUCGCGCCUGAGCCAUUACACGCGGGGCGACGACGCCAAGUCCCGCCCGACGCCCCCUCGGAAACCUCUGCGGCUAUCUCUUCACAAAGCUAAAAGCGCGCACUCGCUGAUGAACGGGAGCGAGUCGGAGACGCCGAGCCGGCCGGGCUCGGAGGCGCAGAACUCGGAGUACGAGUGCCACAAGCGGCCGAUCAAGCGGAGCCACGCGAGCGACAAGUGGAGCAAGGAGCGGCGAGAGGCGGGACGAGCGACGCCCCGCCCCACGCGCAAGUCGCUCAACGGGCUCAGCACGUGCGACGCGCCCGCCGCUGACGACCUCUACCCCGAGAUGCACAGGAACAGCGAGAUCAUACCGACGGGCCGGUGGUGUUGAUGAUCAUGGAAUAGAAAAGAGAGAAAUCUUGAACACCUGCAGUAAAGCUGAUCGCACAUUUGUCAGCACCGUACGCGCCGUAUUUCGUGGCGUCAUUUCAUACUACGAAUUCUAAAAUGCGACGCGUACGGAGCGUACGGUGCUGACAAAUGUGCGAUCACCUUAACUCUCCCUUAAUAAGCCUUAUGAGGCCUUCUUAGAGUGAACGACGUAUAAUAUCUGCGGACUGUCGUGAUAUGUCGCAGAAUUAGGUUCAUAGAUAUAACGUCCCUGUUAAACAUGACAAUAAAUAAUAAAAUAAGUGAUAAUUUAAACGCUUAUGUAUUGUGGUGGAAUGGUAUGAAAUUAUAUCACGGGGUUUGUUCUGUAUUCGUUGAUAACGGUAUUGAUUCUAUUUGAGCCACAUUAAAGGUGCCGGUUGG
Molecule: messenger RNA, 2878 nt
Organism: Aricia agestis (brown argus)
Lineage: Eukaryota; Metazoa; Arthropoda; Insecta; Lepidoptera; Lycaenidae
Gene: sprt
Exons: 11
Coding region: 111-2456 (781 amino acids)
Molecular function (GO): protein binding
Source: RefSeq, a predicted model, not a curated record